Molecule: messenger RNA, 2223 nt
Organism: Perkinsus marinus ATCC 50983
Lineage: Eukaryota; Perkinsozoa; Perkinsida; Perkinsidae
Exons: 20
Coding region: 1-2223 (740 amino acids)
Biological process (GO): oxygen transport
Molecular function (GO): heme binding; oxygen binding; oxygen carrier activity
Source: RefSeq, a predicted model, not a curated record
AUGUCAACUUCAACAGCUCAGAACAAUAGUCCCAACUUUGCCUCUACGCUGCAGUUCUACUCCUCUACUGCAGCACCACCCGUUCAGUCCAACCAGGAUAAGAUGGUCAACUUGGGCAAGCGGGCGGGGGCAGCUGUUGGUCACAUGGCUGACGUUACAGCACUACUGGAAGCGAUCGAGCGAUCGCAGUCGGAAGUACAGAGUGUGAAGUUACGGAUAGCGAAUGUUGCUGGUAAAUUGAAUCAAGUAAGGAUGGCGGUGGCAACAUCAUCGGGGCCGUCUGCUGCUAUGAAGGAUGUUGGUACUAGCAAGCUGAGGGGAGAGAUUGCUAAGGCGAGGGAUGGAAUCAGACAGUUCAAAGAUAUGAUCAAGGAUGCGGCAGAGGCAGCGGCGGCAGAGGAACAGAACACUGUAGGGUUUGGAGCUCUCAAGAAGCGUAUGGCGCAUGACGACAAGACGAAGACAUUAUACGAGAGGGUUGGUGGUGACUUGACGUUGGAAACGGCUGUUGAGAUGGCGUACGGCAGGGCCCUUCAGGAUCCCAGGACGAGAGCACACUUUGAAAAAAACCAGAGGAAGAUGGUGUCAAUUCGACAGAAAAUGCACCAGUUCCUUUCGGGGUUAAUGGGAGGUCCGGUGCUGUAUGACGAGGAGAAUAUAAAACCUGCUCAUUAUCAUAUGAACAUCACUGACUACCAUUUUGAUGCUGUAGUUGAGCACUUCCAGGCUGCCUUUGAGGAGCUUGGCGUCCACCCUAAUGCGGUGAUCGAUGCUGUGAUGGCAUUCAGGACAGUUCGUCGGGAGAUCACUACGGGGUGCACUGUACGUAUGGAGAUCGCAAGAAGGAAUAUGGAAAAAGGGAAAGACCUUUUGUAUAGGAAGGUUGGGGAGUCGACGGGGAUCGCCAAGUUUAUGGACAGACUGUAUGAUCUCAUUUGCAUUGAUGCGCGUAUCAAGAAGUUCUUCCAUGGCAAAGACGUUACUAAAAUCAAGAAAAGGCAGACUGUGUUCUUUACGGAAGUCCUUGGUGGUGAUGAGCAGUAUAACGGCCGAUCACUGCCGGAGGUACAUAAGGGCAUGAACGUAGAUGAUUAUCACUUCGACUGUCUUGUUAUGAAUGCUGAGAGGGUCCUGUCGGGCCUUGGCCUUGGUGACGACACUAUAGACGAGGUGCUUGUUGUGAUGGAAAACCUCCGGGCGGACGUACUGAAUCGGAAGCGUGGGAUUAAUGCUGCACAUAAGAUGGUGGAUGGGAAGACGGUCCUGGAGCGUCUUGGUGGAGAAAUGAAUAUGGAAUCGCUCAUUGAGACGAUGUAUUCGGGAUGCCUAGUGGACCCUAGGGUGAAAUAUUACUUCGCGUUAGAGCCGGCUAAAAUGACGAACCUCAAGGCUAAGAUGGUAUGGCUGCUCCUGGCACAAGUUAUAAUCGGGUUGAGCGGUGGGCCGUCGGUCUACGAUCUGAAGCGUCUGCGACCGAUACAUUAUAACAUGAACAUCACAGACUAUCAUUUCGACACGUUGCUGGAGAAUCUACGAGUGGCAUGUGAAAUGAUGGAGCUCACCCCGGAGCUCACACGGGACAUUGCGGAAGUAGCAGCAUCUGUGCGGCCUGACAUCACGGCUGGGUGCACGGUACGCCUUGAAAUUGCUCGGAAGAAGACAGAGAGCGCUGGUACGGAUGGUCUGUUCUGUGUACUCGGCGAGGAUGAAGGAAUUAUGAAGUUCAUGGACAAACUGUACGAGUCGGUUCUCCAAGACGAUCGAAUUCAGCAUUUCUUCUCGGGCGCAAAGUUGGACUCAGUGAAGCAAAGCCAAGCGGAGUAUGUUGCACAGCUCUUUGGCUCUUCACGCGAGUACAUGGGAAGGGAACUUCCCCGAAUCCAUGCGAUGAUAAGGAUUGCGGAUUUCCACUUCGACUGUUUCAUCGAGCAGUGCAGGAAGAACCUAGCAGCAUGUGGACUGGACUCAGACGCUGUUGACGAAUUGCAUCCUGAUCUCCGAAAGCAUGAUACCAAGCGGGCGCAACAGUUAGCAAAUGUGAAACCCAUAUAUGAACGGAUUGGCGGGGAGCUUGCUAUCACCAAGCUCAUCGAUAUAGUUUACGAUAAGGCCAUAGUUGAUACAUGUCUACGUAGCUUCUUUGAGAAGAACAAAGCCAAGGUGUCUUCUAUUAAGAAGAAAAUGAUUCAGUUCCUCUGUGGAAUAACUGGUGACUUCAUCUAG